Messenger RNA from Cucurbita maxima (winter squash), 1236 nucleotides. Its product is annotated as probable prolyl 4-hydroxylase 4. The transcript is spliced from 7 exons. Gene Ontology annotation, molecular function: procollagen-proline 4-dioxygenase activity; iron ion binding; L-ascorbic acid binding. The record is from RefSeq and is a predicted model, not a curated record. NCBI's taxonomy places the organism in Eukaryota, Viridiplantae, Streptophyta, Magnoliopsida, Cucurbitales, Cucurbitaceae. Bases 97 to 1008 code for a protein of 303 amino acids. Gene Ontology annotation, cellular component: endoplasmic reticulum. Gene Ontology annotation, biological process: peptidyl-proline hydroxylation to 4-hydroxy-L-proline.
GGGCGGCUGAACAUCUGAAAAUUUUCAGUAAGAUAAAGAAACUUUUUGCUAUUUUCUUCUGCUUCGUUCUCUUUCUCUACUGAUCCGAUUCAGUUCAUGGAGAAAUUUUGCAGUUUCAAUCCGCUGUUUUUCUUCUCAUUAUCGAUUUCGUUGCUUCUCGGGCGAGCUUCAAGCUCCUAUGCAGGUUCCGCUAGCUCAAUUGUCAAUCCUGCUAAAGUAAAGCAGAUUUCAUGGAAUCCUCGGGCGUUUGUGUAUGAAGGUUUUCUCACGGACUUAGAAUGCGAUCAUCUCAUCUCGAUUGCUAAAGCUGAAUUGAAGAGAUCUGCUGUUGCCGAUAAUUUGUCAGGAGAGAGCAAGGUCAGCGAGAUCCGAACUAGUUCUGGGGCGUUUAUUCAAAAAUCCAAGGAUCCUAUUGUUUCUGGUAUAGAAGACAAAAUUUCAGCAUGGACAUUUCUGCCAAAAGAAAAUGGAGAAGACAUUCAAGUGUUGAGAUAUGAAUAUGGGCAGAAGUAUGAUGCACACUUCGAUUACUUUGCCGACGAGGUUAAUAUUGCCCGUGGUGGACAUCGAAUGGCAACCGUUCUCAUGUAUCUUUCCGACGUAAAAAGAGGCGGUGAAACUGUGUUUCCUUCUGCAGAGGAAUCUCAAAGACGUCAGGCUUCUGAAACAAACGAAGAUCUCUCAGACUGUGCAAAGAAAGGGAUAGCAGUGAAACCGCGGAAAGGCGACGCUCUUCUGUUCUUCAGUCUUCAUCCAAAUGCUGUUCCAGACACAAGUAGUCUGCAUGGAGGGUGCCCUGUGAUUGAAGGCGAGAAAUGGUCAGCAACUAAGUGGAUUCGUGUCAAUCCUUUCGACCAGAUUGUGGGAGACUACAUGAAUUGCAGUGAUGAGAAUGCAAGUUGUGAGAGAUGGGCUGAGCUCGGCGAGUGCAAUGAUAACCCAGAGUAUAUGGUGGGAUCUCCUGAGUUUCCUGGCUACUGCAGAAAAAGUUGCAAGGUGUGUUCAUAAACUUCCUCCAUUCUCUAUGCACAUUCCUUAUCUUUGUGUGCCAGAAACUGAGAAGGUAGUUUUUUUAGAGCAUUUUCAUUGCAAUGUUUUGUGACACUUAGCUGCGCGUAUUGAUUACUCACUUAUAAUAGUCAUCUCAGUAGGGAGAUUUUGAUAAUUAUUGAUAUAAAUUUGAAAUAAAUUUUAUAGUUUUUCUCUUGAACAUGAGGUGUAUAGACCUGUCAACCA